Molecule: messenger RNA, 1455 nt
Organism: Cordyceps militaris CM01
Lineage: Eukaryota; Fungi; Ascomycota; Sordariomycetes; Hypocreales; Cordycipitaceae
Exons: 2
Coding region: 1-1455 (484 amino acids)
Source: RefSeq, a predicted model, not a curated record
AUGAGUGCAACCAUUGUGCCCUGGGAGUGCCGGGAUAAGGAUGACCAGGCAGAAGUUCUGUACAAUGCACCGUUGCACCGGUCCAACCGUGCUCUCGCCCAAGAGAACCUGCGCCUCAAGAAGCUUCUCCGACAGCACAACAUUCCUUGGUCCUCGAUAUCGCAGGCUCAUUUAUCUGCUGUAGAACCCGGGCGCCGCAAGACCCGAUCAUCCAAUGCGGUCAACGACAUAACAGGGCCUCGGCUACCAACAGAGGUGUUACUCCGUAUUCUCAAAUUCGCCAUGACCAGCCCCCACUCAAUCGUUGACCCGUUGUCACCACUUGCUCAAGAAAACAUUUCCGACGUGGAAAAAGAGCGAGGGAAUCAGAUUUCUAUCCACUUCCUGGCUACUUGCAGUGCCAUGCAUGUAGAGGGCACAAAGUACCUGUGGGAAAGUAAUCAUUUCGUUUUUACUUCUCCCCAGGCACUCCGAAACUUUGGCGAGCUAAAUCCUAGAUUUCGGCAUCCCAUCCAGAGCAUCACAUUCCGCGUGAUUGCGCGAUACUACGAUGAUCAGCGCCGCCGUCACAAGCUCGACGCUGGCUAUCACGCGGAUUUGAAAAAGGACCAGCCUCUCCGGGUUCACAUCCGCCCUUAUGAGUCCCUUCUUGUGCGGGGAGGCUUCCGCUGCUACACAUGGAGCCAGAUUGUGGACUUUCUCACUGCACUACGUCCUCCAUACGAUCCUACUCACCGUGACAAAUCAAAAGCACGUCCAAAACUUCUGCCAAACUUAACAAUCCUCCGUCUUGAUUUAGUCAAUUUUUCGGAUGAGCUUGUUCCCUUUUCAGGCUCUGAGCUGCAUGGGAUCACAUCCCACGAGCUAGGCUGCACACUCAACGAAUUGCAGGUCACUGGCAUGCCAUUUGAUGAUGCCGGAAUGAAAGCAUCAGCGGAACUCAGUGGCAUGCUCAAAGAUGAGGGCCUCUACCUUGACGGACCGGCCACUUUUUUUGCCCAUAAGAAGCACUUGCAGGAGCUGUCUGGCAGCAAGUGGUGCGCAAGGAUUAUCCGCGCAUGGAAGUCAGCAGACGGUGAGGAUGAUGACAUGGACGAUGUGCAUGAUCUUGAGAGCCCAUUGAGUGGCUGGCAUCGACCAAAGCUAGGCAUUCUCCCUCCGGCUCCUGAGGAAAAGGGGCACCCAACUUCAGUAAGACCAGAUGGUAGUGUGAUUUGGAAACGUGUGCCCAUUUCGCGAGAUAGAGGCGAGCGGCAGUGGACCGAGUUUUCCAGGUCCAGUGGGUAUGAGAUUGACAGCACGGACUCGGAUAGUGAAAGCAACCUUUGUCCUUGCUGCGGCGAAUCGCAUCCCCAAGCCUCGUUCUUGGACUUUUUGAUGGAUGAUGAAGAUGAAGAGGACGACGACGACGACGACGACGAUUAUGAUUCGUUUGAUUCAGAUCAGGAAUUGUGA